AAUAUCAAGCAUUUAGUUUGUGAUUUUUGCGACAGUUUUCUAGACCUAAGCGUAAGACGGGGUUUUCGCGGAUUAUUCGCUCUAUUGCAAAGCUGUCGAGUUUCCGAACGAUGGACAAUUGAAGUUGUUGGCAGAUGCCCCUCAGUUCCUUAUUAGCUUCCACAAAGGUGUGAUCAAGACGGCUUCAAGGUCUCGCAAAGAUCACCGUAGGCGAGAGCAGAGCGUGGAGAUGUCGUUUUUGAAGAGUUUUCGUAAUUCUGUUUCACGGAAAAGCAGCAAUAGUAAAAAUAACACCAGUGUUGUAACGAUCGGCGGGUCAAGCGGAAGUUUUAGACGUAAACCGGGAAACAGUUACAGUGGCAAAGAAAAUCGACAAGAAGAUCCGUCUCCGGAUGGCAUUCACCGCAGUAAUACAUUUACGAUCAAUAAUGAAGAUUCAAUUUUAGUGAAAGUGAAAAGCGAACCUAAAUCGACGAACAUGUUCGGAAAAUUGGGAUCCUUGGGUCGAAAGAAAAAGACAGCGCAACAACCGAAACCGGAGAAAUCUUCGAACUCGUAUAAAAGUUGGCCAUACCCGAAUGAACCGGCCUCGGUAGGCAACGACCCGUUCGGUGUUUUAUAUACGAACAACAAUUCUAAUCCGCCUACUAAAGCAGAGACCUUGAAAAAGUCGGCUAUUGAUCAUGGAACCUACCGUAAAAGCAAGUUGCCGACGACAGUUAAAGAACAGCUCGAAGAAAUUCGUGACGUUCCUGAACAACCCGAUGAAGAUAAAUUUAAGACGGUAACUAUCAAUAGCUUUCGGAAGUCUUUUCGGCAGAAGUUCCUUUCUGCUAAUAAGCAAGCGCCAUACAAUCCAUCUUGGUUCAUCGAAGUCGAUCCACUCAAAACGAAUACUAAGGAGCUCGAAAACGACAAACCACGCAGUCCUGAAAAAUUGAUUUUUGAGAAUGAAAACUAUCGUCCAAAUGCACGCUCCCCCAUUCGCGAAUUGCAACAACCCACGCCGAAACCGAGAUCAUCAGUGAAACGCAAUGAAACCUUCCGUGUCGAAAGAGAAAGCGAGGAACCGUCCAUUCGAAUUGAAAUUAAAAACUCGAUAUCACCGCACGAACCUAGCCGAAUUGUACCAGUGGGUGUGGCGAAACCGAUACCGACUAGUAUUCCUCAGUCGCAGGCUUCCAAUAAUAUAAUUCAAAAGACAUGGACUGAACCUGGAAGAAACUCAAAUCGAAAUCUAUAUCAAACAACGAUUCAGAUUUCUGAUAAUUCCCACUAUCCUGUUCCCAAGCCCCGGCGGUUAGACACCUCAGUGAACAGUAACUUCAAACGAAGCUACACACCGGGCGGUUAUACGAAAAUCCAGAUCAACGAUGAACCUCAGAAGGAAAACUUCAUUUCAAGCAGCUCUCCCCUGACGAGCUAUGGUAUGCUGAAGAAUAUGAACAAUUUAGGCAACCUGUCACCAACUCGAGCGAACGAACGCAGCAGAACGCCAACGCAUCGUCAACGUGAGACCUCACCAGAAAUGGAUGGAAGAAAGUGGAACCGGUCACCAUCCCCUAUUUCGUCGUCGGGAAAACGUAAAAUGGGAGCUGGAUAUACAACCGGCACUGAGAACUCGGCACGUAGAGAAGCACUUAAUAUAAGUCGAAUAACUUCUAACGCAAGACGACCUUUGGCCAAGGCACCAUGGCGAUAACUCUGAUAACACUAACCGCACGCAGUUGGAUGUUAUGGAAACGCUUGUUCGCUUUUGGUUUAAAUUCAACGCCUCACAUAAAUCUCGUCUCAUCGAUAAAUAAACUGACAAUGCUGGUUGAGAAGACUGCGACCUUCGGCUGCUGCUUACAAUUGAAUCCUUAAGCUUUCCUAAUUGUUACAUUUGUUUAACCGAAGCGUGUUUUUGCUUGUGAUUUUAAAUAUUAAAAUUUUUAAUGCAAUAAA
Hermetia illucens (black soldier fly) is the source of this 1947-nucleotide messenger RNA. RefSeq names its product serine/arginine repetitive matrix protein 1. Bases 230 to 1702 code for a protein of 490 amino acids. NCBI's taxonomy places the organism in Eukaryota, Metazoa, Arthropoda, Insecta, Diptera, Stratiomyidae. The record is from RefSeq and is a predicted model, not a curated record. The transcript has a single exon.